AUGUUCAACUGGGAGACCGGCCUGAACAUAACCACCGUCCCGGUUGCUGGUGUCCUGGGAAACCAGUGGUGGAUUCUCGGGUUCGGCACUGUCUUCGUGAUCAAUGACAAGCACACCAAGUUGUACGAAUACAACUCCACGGAGGUCGGGAGGGCCCGAGGAGCCUAUGUGAACUUGGCGGUGGACGGCUCGGAUUUGCACCUGUUGAUGUCCCUUGUGUUCACCAACCAGGAGUUCAGUGGGAGCACACUAGAAAUACAGGGUUCCGAUUGGUUCUACAACAAAAAAAGGGAAGUGUCCGUGGUGUCCGGCACUGGGAAAUUCCGGCUCGCUAGGGGAUACGCAUUUCUGGAAACUCUGUUCCUCGACAGGUUAACUCCAAUGCCAUCAUACGCUGGAACGUCACCGUUUAUCACUACUGAUUUGGAAGAGUUUCGGCUUUGGUUGCUCCUAUAG
Molecule: messenger RNA, 456 nt
Organism: Eucalyptus grandis
Lineage: Eukaryota; Viridiplantae; Streptophyta; Magnoliopsida; Myrtales; Myrtaceae
Product: dirigent protein 22-like
Exons: 1
Coding region: 1-456 (151 amino acids)
Source: RefSeq, a predicted model, not a curated record